CGCACAUGGAGGGAACGGAGUAUAUAAAGAGCUGAGGCAUUUAGACUUUGAGAGGCACGCACAAGCAAGGAAAGGGCAAAGUCCCAAAUAUAAUAAAACUGCGUUUGUUAGUUUAAAUAGGGAAAAGAAACUUCAAAGCAAAUUAAUAAAAUUACCAAUAUUUUAGCUAGGGAGUAUUAUUUAACUUUCAUCAGUAAAUUAUUUUCUGGGCAUCAACAAUAAUGGUCGUAGUUCAUCACCGGCUCACUGCAGUUGAGAUAGCCGAAUGCAAAGAAGCCUUCGGCCUCUGUGACAGAGAUGGAAGUGGCAAGGUCAAUGCCAAAGAGCUUGGAAUAGUAAUGAGAUCAUUGGGACAGAGCUUAACAGAAGCAGAGCUGGAAGAAAUGAUCAAAGAAGCGGACACCAACCGGAGCGGCACGAUAGACUUCAACGAGUUCCUUGGGCUAAUGGGCUCUAAGAAAUUGAGUCGUGAGGAGGAGGAUGAGUUGAGGGACGCGUUUCGAGUCUUUGACAAGGACAACAAUGGGCACAUCACAACCGACGAGCUCCGCCACGUAGGGGUGGACACGGUACGUCUGAGCCAGAAGUUGAGUGAUGCGGAGGUGGAGGAGAUGAUGAAGGAGGCGGAUGUGGACGACAAUGGGGUGAUUGAUUACCAUGAGUUUGUGAAUGUUAUCAUGUCCAGAGGUCGACUGAGAAGUUCGGAAAGCAGAGGCCGCAGCGAGAGAGAGAUGCGCAAAGGCAAGAGACAGUGCAAAUCAAAAAAAUAUUGUCUCCCUGAGUACUGUAAAACUUUGUAAUUUACAUAUGUCCUGAAGGGAAAAUAACACUCUGGCACUUGGAUUAUACUCCCUUUGUCCCUAAAUAAACUUUUCUUUUCCCU
Cuscuta campestris is the source of this 883-nucleotide messenger RNA. Lineage: Eukaryota; Viridiplantae; Streptophyta; Magnoliopsida; Solanales; Convolvulaceae. The record is from the annotation of a GenBank genome assembly.